Brettanomyces bruxellensis is the source of this 2472-nucleotide messenger RNA. RefSeq lists its product as uncharacterized. The transcript has 2 exons. The record is from RefSeq and is a predicted model, not a curated record. The coding region runs from base 1 to 2472 and encodes 823 amino acids. Gene Ontology annotation, molecular function: monoacylglycerol lipase activity. NCBI's taxonomy places the organism in Eukaryota, Fungi, Ascomycota, Pichiomycetes, Pichiales, Pichiaceae.
AUGGAUCUUGAUCAAAAGACGCCCCCAGGGCUCCUUUACAGAUACCAUGGAUCCAUGAAGGUUGGAGAUGUCCAUCGAUUCAUAAUUACUUUUACUCCAGAAAAUAGCAACGAGACUAGCGACUCUUUGUUUGUUAGGGUUAAGAACACGGAAACUGUGCUAUUACGUCCAAACGUUUUAACUGGCCCAUAUAUGUUCUACUGUGAUAUUGCACCAUAUAAUUUUGAUCACAAGAAACAUUGCUAUAUUACUGCGGAGCAACCACACUAUAAUCCAAGUAUUAUGCCUGGACAAAGUAUAAAAGCUGAGUUAUCAAUGCACACAUUGAAAUCAAAAUAUUGCUGGACGGUGAACGUGUCUUCCCAAAUUGUGUUCAAUCGCUCUUCAGAGGUCAACUUUGAAGUUGUUAUAUGUGAUAAAGUUGACCAACUUCAUAGAAAUUACUACGAGAAUUAUACUGGGGUGUUUGACGAACGGCUUGAUGUUCAGAGUUUGAGCACUAUCGAUUUAUGGAACAAGCCUCCACCCCUCCUACCUUCGGAUCAGAAUCCAAUUCAUUUGGUCAUACUGACCCAUGGCUUAUACUCAAAUUCCACAGCUGAUUUGUUAUAUCUCAAAGAAAAUAUCGAACAGGCUUGUGCAAAGACUGGGGAAAAUGUAGUUGUCAGAGGCUAUACAGGUAACGUAUGCCGUACUGAAAGAGGCGUAAAAUACUUAGGAAGACGACUGGCAGAAUGGGUAGUUCAAAUUGUUAUUCCAGAUUUAGGUGCCGGAUCAGUUGGGAAGAUAUCAUUUAUUGCUCAUUCGUUAGGAGGCUUAGUGCAAACGUUUGCAAUUGCCUACAUCCAACACAACUGGCCCCAUUUCUUUGAAAACAUACAACCGGAAAACUUCAUUACACUUGCAUCACCGCUACUUGGAAUCUCCAACGAGAAUCCCGCGUAUGUGAAUAUUUUUCUAUCAGUUGGCAUUGUCGGCAAGACUGGACGGGAUCUGGGAUUAAAGGGCAAUAAGCCUCUCUUGUUGUUAUUACCAUCCAGAUCCACAAGAGGAGUACUUGCAAAAUUUAAGAGGCGAACUGUUUAUGCGAAUGUUGUUCACGAUGGUAUAGUGCCUCUUAGAACAGCUGCUCUCAUGUUCUUAGACUGGAAAGGUCUUACAAAAGUUUAUAAUGCUCUCAAAAACGAGGGAAGUAUAGAUUCAAGCGAAUUUGAGCAAUCUGCAGAUGACAACCAGGUUGGAGAAAUUCCAGAAACUAUGGAUAAUCAAUACGAGACUGACGAAAAUGAAGAAGUUACUAUGCCACCGGAGAAUUCUGGAAUAGAGAUUCCAACCGAGGAAACUUCAGAUAAUAAAGGUGGAUUUGGCUGGAACAAACUAUGUUCGUGGUUUUCUGAUUUAUCAACACCCUCAUCAAUAAGAAAGGAACGAAAGGUUAAGAAAUAUCAGAAAUUCCAAACUUACGAAGCUCCGGAUCACAUUUCUGACGCUGUUGAAGGAAGUAGUACCACAUCGAAUAAAACAUUGAAGGAUGCUUCAAUUAUUCCAAAGACUAAUGUCAUAUCUGGCAUCAGCCGUGUUCUUUUGCCUCCUGCUCCCACUGCUAAAUUCUUGCUUGAUCCUUCAUCCAGAAAGAACAUAAUUCUUCAUGACAAGAUAUACAAACCAAGAAUGAUACCUAAAAGGAAAAACAGAAAGGGAUCUAUAGUGAAGAAUGCGCUCAACAUCAGCCGAGGUAGUCUCGAGGAAAAAAUUGCCAGAAAAUGGCAUAGAGGUUUAAGCUGGAGAAAGACGUUUGCCAAUGCCUACGGAUGGCCGGUUGUUGAUCAUUUAGUUCAGAAUCACUUUAGUGAGAGAUGCUAUAAGGAGGAAGAUCUAGAGGAGUAUAGACUAACAGAAGAGGACGAACUGGCGGAUAGAGAACAGGAGGAAGAAGAAAAUACGAAUGAUGGCGGCGAGUUGGAUGAUCGAAUGAUAAAUCUCUUGGAUAAAGAGCAUCACAAAGCAUUAAAGGAAAACAUAAAUUUGCUAGGGGCAGGUGUGCAAGAUAGCAAAGCUAGUAAUGAUUUUAACCAGUUGCAUGAAACAGAGGAGCGCAAUGAAGAUAAUGAGGAUGAAGCUGAAGAUGAAGAUGAAGAUGAAGAUGAAGAUGAAGAUGAAGAUGAAGAUGAAGAUGAAGAUGAAGAUGAAGAUGAAGAUGAAGAUGAAGACGACGACGAUAAUGAUGGUUGGAUUAGUGGAAAUAAUUCAAUAUGUUAUGAUGGUCCAACUGGGAUGCUCAACACAAUUCCAGAAGGGGUGAAUAGCCAAGUUAAAGCACUGAGAGAGACAUUCUUUUCUGGUGCCAAAAAGGAGGAUGAAAAGGAAAAGAAGAGAAACAGGGAGGAUUCAACAAAAGUCAAUGGUCAAGGGGAAGUUAUCCGGGAUGCUUUUGUCGACGAUCCCUCACAAGUAAUGAACUCCUACAUAUAA